Messenger RNA from Cololabis saira (Pacific saury), 813 nucleotides. Its product is annotated as alpha-taxilin-like. The coding region runs from base 54 to 698 and encodes 214 amino acids. Gene Ontology annotation, molecular function: syntaxin binding. The transcript has a single exon. NCBI's taxonomy places the organism in Eukaryota, Metazoa, Chordata, Actinopteri, Beloniformes, Belonidae. The record is from RefSeq and is a predicted model, not a curated record.
CCCAUGCUAAGAAGAAGAAAGUGAAAGGUCUGGGUAAAGAAAUCACCCUCCUCAUGCAGACCCUCAACACACUGAGCACCCCCGAGGAAAAGCUUGGAGGCCUUUGCACGAUGUACGCCGAACUGUUGGAAGAGAACCGUAACACUCAGAAGCAGAUGAAGGUGCUGCAGAAGAAGCAGAACCAGCUGGUCCAGGAGAAAGACAACCUGAGGAACGAGCACAGCAAGGCUAUCCUGGCCCGCAGCAAGCUGGAAAGCCUCUCCAGGGAGCUGCAAAGACACAACCGGACACUCAAGGAGGAAGGAAUCCAAAGAACGCGGCUGGAGGAGAAGAGGAAGGAGGUGACUUCUCAUUUCCAGGUGACGCUGAACGACAUCCAGACUCAGAUGGAGCAGCACGACGAGAGAAACGCCAGCCUUCGACAAGAGAACGCAGACCUGGCAGAAAAACUCAAGAAACUCUACGAACAGUACAAACUGCGCGAGGAGCACAUCGACAAAGUGGUGAAGCACAAAGACCUGCAGCAACAGCUGGUGGAUGCAAAGCUGCAUCAGGCACAGGAGCUGCUGAAGGAGUCGGAGGAGCGGCACGAGAGAGAGAAAGACUUUCUGCUAAAGGAAGCCGUAGAGUCUCAAAUGAUGUGUGAGCUGAAGUUACAGAGUACCUUUUGGUCUCCUCUCUUAAGGGGGGAGGUGUGACGACCCACCCUGUCUUAACAGGGUGUUCUGUUCAUGUGCAGGAGGAGGGGACCAGCCUGCAUGGGUGUGCCUAGAGGAGGAGGCACACCUGACUCCAAUCAGGCCCAAUAUUUAA